AUGGGUCUUACUGAAGAACAAAAGAAACUUGUUAAAGCUAAUGCACAUAUCAUGAAGGAGCAUGGUAAAGAAAUAACAACAAAAUUCUAUAACACAAUGUUCAAAGAACAACCAGAAUAUCGCAAUUUUUUCAAUCAAACCAAUCAAAAAACUGGAAAACAACCUAUGGCAUUGGCACAAACCGUCUUUUAUUUCGUCGAAAAUAUUGACAAUUUAGAUGUUAUGAUACCACAGAUGGCACGUAUUUCUAGCAAACAUCGCGCCAUCACUGUCAAACCUGAACACUACCCAGCUGUCGGCAAGUAUUUAUUGCAAGCAAUCAAAGAACAUUUGGGUGACCAAGCAACACCUGAAUUAAUGGCGGCAUGGCAAGGUGUAUAUGAUCUUAUUGCAGCAACAUUUAUCAAAUUGGAAAAGGAAUUGUACGACAAACUUGGCACCGAUGAACGUGAUAAAGGUUUCGCUCCAUUCACUGUUCUCAAGAGUGAUGUCAUCGCAAGUGGACCCAUUUAUGCUAUGAGUCUGGAACGUCAAGACGGUGGAAAACUAUGGGAUUAUCAUCCUGGACAAUAUAUUACAUUGCGCAUUGAAAAAAAUGGUGUACUUCAUCAUGGACACUAUCCUCUAAUUGAACCAUUCAAUGGCUACAAUUAUACUAUCGCUUUUAAGCAAGGAAAUGAUCUUGAUCAAAAUAGCAUUGUCUCAACCGAUAUGAUUGAGAACCAUCCAGUUGGCAGCACGGUUUUAGUUUCACCUCCUGCUGGUAGUUUUGCAAUGGCCAAGGAUGGAAAGAGUCACUUAUUCAUAAGUGGUGGUAUCGGUGUUACUUCUUUCAUGUCGAUGAUCCAAGAAUUGCAACAACAAGGAAAAGCAGCUUCGGCAUCAUUAAUUCAGUGUGUACGAAGUGAAGAUCAUGCUGCCUUUGCCGGCAAAUUACAUAAAAUACUUCCACAUGGUCAAUACCUAAUCUUGACACAAGAAGAACCAAUUUCGAAGGAGCAUCUUCACGGUAAAAUCAAACCAGAUACACAUGUCUAUGUGGCCGGCUCGGAAGUGUUUCUCAGUAUGGCCGAAAAUGCUCUUGCAGGACUUGCUCAUCCAAAAUCUCAUAUUCAUAUUAGAUCAAUCGAACCAACACUUCGUAUAUUACAUAGUAUUGGUAAAAAAUAA
Rotaria sp. Silwood1 is the source of this 1170-nucleotide messenger RNA. The record is from the annotation of a GenBank genome assembly. Lineage: Eukaryota; Metazoa; Rotifera; Eurotatoria; Philodinida; Philodinidae.